Molecule: messenger RNA, 2829 nt
Organism: Penicillium chermesinum
Lineage: Eukaryota; Fungi; Ascomycota; Eurotiomycetes; Eurotiales; Aspergillaceae
Exons: 2
Coding region: 1-2829 (942 amino acids)
Biological process (GO): lipid metabolic process
Molecular function (GO): protein binding; ADP binding; ATP hydrolysis activity
Source: RefSeq, a predicted model, not a curated record
AUGCUCGGUCGCCUAGAAAUGGAUGUCGAUCAAUGUAUUGCAGCAUACAGCGAGUUGAUGAGUUCCGUAUUCGGCGAGAAGAUGAACAAAAUCCCCUUGGGCUGGACCGGAGAAAUUCGACCAAAGUUUGAUAGCACAAAGCUGAGAGCAGCUAUCGAGCAUGUCAUUGUUCGCGCUGGGUUCGAACCCGACGCGCUCAUGGACGACGGAAACCCUCGUCGAUGUAGAUCCUUUGUUUGUACCACCGCCAAAGACACGCUGCAAGUGACGAGAUUGCGGAGCUAUGGGGUGUCAAAUGAAGAUCCUACCCCCGCUACCAUCUGUGAAGCUGCACUCGCUACCUCUGCUGCAACAGGAUACUUUGACUCCGCUUAUAUUGGAGAUCGGGUAUUUGUGGAUGGUGCUUUCGGCGCGAAUAACCCAGUCGAGGAAGUUGAAGAGGAAGCUGCAGAUAUCUGGUGCACCAGUACUCGUGAACUCAAGCCACUGGUCAAGUGUUUCUUGUCCAUUGGGACAGGCUGCUUUGCCCGAAUGCCUAUGGAUGAUAACGUGUUGAGAUUCAUCUCCAAGACCCUGGUAGGGUUAGCCAUCAAGCCAGAGAGCACCGAGCGACGAUUCAUGGCCCGAUGGAGUAGCGAAUGCAGGGAAAAGCGUAUAUUUCGCUUCAAUGUGGAACAAGGUCUACAGGAUGUCCAUCUGGCGGACUACGGAAAGCGAAGCUUGAUAGAGUCCGCGACGCACGACUAUCUGCAUCAUUCGAACCAGAAGGCUCGCGUGCAAGAUUGUGUGCUGAAUCUGGCAGGGAAAACAGACCUUCCGUUUCAAAAGCCUUGUUGGGCCGUGCCUCUGGAGCGAAAUGCCAAAUUUGUCAACCGAGACUACAUCCCGAAGAUCAAAAGAAUGCUUUUUUCGGGUGAUUCCGCGGAGAGAAUCGCGAUUGUGGGAUUGGGAGGCGUAGGCAAAACUCAAAUCGCUCUUGAAAUUGCAUAUCAAGCCAGAGAAAUAUACCCACAUUGUGCUAUCUUUUGGGUUGCGGCCGUCGACAUGUCGAGCAUAGAGCAUGCCUAUCAUGACAUUGCACACCAGCUGGGGAUCACAGGCUUUGACCCACGCAAAGAAGACGUGAGAGUCAUAGUCCAGAGAUAUCUUAGCCAGGUGUACCAUGGGCGGUGGCUUUUGAUCUUUGAUAACUUGGACGAUCUUUCUAUUUGGCAGGACGAUACGUCAGGCUCAGCUGAGAAAGGGCUGAGAGAAAUUCUUCCGCACAGUCACCGAGGUACAGUUCUGUUUACUACACGGAGCAACAAAAUUGCGAAUUUUCUGGCUCGGGAACAUGUAGUGCAUAUCACAGAAAUGGAUGAGCAAAAAGCGACGCGAAUGUUCAGCAAUGCCCUCAUCGACAAAACUAUUCUCAGCGACAAAAUUGCCACACAAACCCUCCUUGAUCGCCUCACUUUUCUUCCGUUGGCCAUUUCCCAGGCGGCUUCAUUCAUCAAUGAAAACAAUAUGGAAAUUGCAAGGUACUUGAAGUUACUAGACGGUCAAGAACAGGAUGCCAUCGAGCUUCUGAGCGAAGACUUUGAAGAUGAAGGGCGUUACAAAAGCGCUAAAAACCCUGUCGCCACUACGUGGCUUACCUCGUUCAUGCAGAUCAGGAAGCUGAACCGAUUGGCCGCAGAUUACCUCUCCUUUAUAGCUUGUAUCAGUCAUAUUGAGAUCCCUGUUUUGAUACUUCCGCAGGCCUCGAGCCUGGAAAGGGAGAAAGCAAUUGGUCUGCUGAGCUCGUAUUCCUUUAUCCGCGUCUGCCAGGAUGGCUCUUAUAUCACCAUGCACCGGUUGGUACAUCUGGCCACAAGAAACUGGGUUAUGUCGACAAAUACUCUGAGAGACUGGCAAAAGUUUGCAUUGACAGUAGUACGAGGCCAAUUUCCUGCCAUCAAGCACACUCCAAGGAAAGAACUGCAAGCAUGGCUGCCCCAUGCACGCCGAAUUAUCUCGCUGACGUCCCAAGGGCCCGAAUCGAGGGAGAAGGCUGAUCUGCUUCAUUAUGUUGCCAUGUGUUAUCGCUUCCAAGGCAAAUACGAAGCAGCCAAGGGUUAUUCUUUACAAGCCCUAGAGUUGUUGGAGAAAAUGUGUGACGAAGACGACCUAGCGAUUUUCGAAUUUCGAUAUGAUUUAGCGAGUAUAUAUCAGGGCCUAGGGGAUUUUGAGAAAAGCACCUGUCUAACUAAACAGCUCCUGGACACUCAAAAAAGAGUCAACGGCCCGAACGAUCCCUUAUUCAUGGAUCUCCAGAUAAAGCUGGCGUCUCUGCAUCGACACAAAUCAGAGCUCAAAGAAGCAGAGGAGCUCUGCAAGCCAGCAGUCAGAUUCUUUGUCCUGAACUCUGGGCUAGAAGAUGAACGACUUACAAACGCAAUUGGCGAAUUGACUAUGAUCUAUCUUUCUCAAGGUCGCCUGCAUGACACGCUUCAGCUUGCUGAGUUUCAUCUGGAUCACUGCAGAAGAACUCGCGGGGAAGACGAUGAAUGGUCGUUACAUGCAAUGGUUGCCCUAGGAGACCUAUACUUUGAUCUGUGGAAGCUAAACAAAGCUGAAGCUGUAUACGUUGAGGCACUAGAGCGUGGCAAGAGGAUCGUCGGACCAGAUCAUCCGUUCGUGUUGCGAAGCAUGGACUCAUUGGCCCUUCUUUUUAAAAGCCAGGGCCGGCACUCAGAGGCCGAAUCUCUCAUGGCCGAAUGUGUUCAUUUGAGAAAGAAGGUCAUGCCGCAUCAUCAGGAUACGCUCGAGGCCUGUCAAACGCUGGAGGAGUGGAGAAAUCCAAAGUGA